Messenger RNA from Rosa rugosa (rugosa rose), 1176 nucleotides. RefSeq names its product dehydration-responsive element-binding protein 1B. NCBI's taxonomy places the organism in Eukaryota, Viridiplantae, Streptophyta, Magnoliopsida, Rosales, Rosaceae. The record is from RefSeq and is a predicted model, not a curated record. Gene Ontology annotation, molecular function: DNA binding; DNA-binding transcription factor activity. Bases 122 to 817 code for a protein of 231 amino acids. The transcript has a single exon. Gene Ontology annotation, biological process: regulation of DNA-templated transcription.
AGUACAUAGAAUCUCAGAUCAACUUGUACUUAAUUAUAAGUUUCAAAAGCUGCUACUCAUUAAUUUCAGUCAAGUACGUAAGUCUUCAGCUUCUAUCUUCGGCUCGGUUCAGCAGCAAUUAAUGGAUGGUGGAUUUUCAGCUUUCCCUCAGUACUAUGAUCAUAACCCGCAGUACCCAUUUGGUUCGGAUUUGCUGGAAUCAUCGUCUCAUUCUGACAACAACAGCGGUAAUGGCGUUGGUAGGAUGAACUUGUCGGACGAGGAGGUCAUGCUGGCGGCGACGUACCCGAAGAAGAGGGCGGGAAGGAAGAAGUUCAAGGAGACGAGGCACCCGGUGUACCGCGGUGUAAGGAGGAGGAACUCCGGGAAGUGGGUUUGCGAGGUUCGUGAGCCGAAUAAGAAGACGAGAAUCUGGCUAGGGACUUUCCCCACUGCAGAAAUGGCGGCGCGUGCUCACGACGUGGCGGCGAUUACCUUCAGGGGGCGGUCUGCUUGCUUGAAUUUCGCGGACUCGGCGUGGCGGCUGCCGGUACCGGCUUCUACUAGUGCUAAGGACAUACAGACGGCGGCUGCUCAGGCGGCGGAGGCGUUCCGGCCGACCGGGGAGGAAUCGGAAGUUGUUUCGGGAUCGGUCGCGGCGGUGGAAGCGGAAUCGGAACCGGUGUUUUGUAUGGACGAGGAGGAUGUGUUUGGGAUGCCGGGGUUGCUGGCAAACAUGGCGGAAGGGAUGCUACUGUCACCUCCUCAUUAUCAUGGCUACGGCGGCGAUGACAUGGAAGGUUAUGCUGACGUGUCACUGUGGAGUUACUCCAUUUAGCUUGACUAGUAUUGGAUUUUUUUGGAGAAUUUGAUUCAGAAAAGUCAAAUUUUCACCGUACUUACAACUUCUUUUGAGAAGUACGGAUUGCAUAUAUGAGAAAAAUAAAUAAAUAAAAAAAAGUGGGUUGGGGAGUGUAAGUUAUGAACAAAGCUUAGCUUAGCUUAGCUAGUAAUUACCUUAGUUAUGUAUAUGGGAAGUCUAGUACUGUUUGAAUCUAGUGGCAUAAGAUUUUUUUUUGGUAAAUAGGAGAUCGUGACUAGUAUUCUCAGAUGUCAUGUAAUAAAAAGAAAUUAUGUGUAUCAGUCAAAGUUGCAGUGAUAUAUGAAUAGAGAAAAAAGUGUUUUUGUGUUUGGAUA